Molecule: messenger RNA, 1104 nt
Organism: Phaethon lepturus (White-tailed tropicbird)
Lineage: Eukaryota; Metazoa; Chordata; Aves; Phaethontiformes; Phaethontidae
Gene: PDCL
Product: phosducin-like
Exons: 4
Coding region: 48-950 (300 amino acids)
Biological process (GO): regulation of G protein-coupled receptor signaling pathway
Source: RefSeq, a predicted model, not a curated record
UUGAUAGAAGCUUGUCUCUGGAAGACUGGAAAGGAAUAAAGAACAUAAUGACUACUUUGGAUGAUAAACUACUUGGUGAGAAGCUCCAGUAUUAUUACAGCAGUAGUGAGGGUGAGGACGAAGACAGUGAGAAAGAAGAUAAAGAAGGGGAGAGCACCAUUCCUGAAAGCAUUGGGGAAGUAGAGCUUAGCAGCGAUGGCAGUGCAGUCAACACAGGUCCCAAAGGAGUCAUUAAUGACUGGCGAAGAUUCAAACAACUGGAAACUGAACAGCGGCAGGAGCAGCGCAGAGAAAUGGAACGACUCAUUAAAAAGUUAUCUAUGACAUGUAGAUCUCACUUAGAUGAAGAGACUGAUAAGCAGAAGCAGAAAGAGCUUCAGGAAAAAAUCAAUGGAAAGAUGACAAUACAAGAAUAUAACAUGAUUCACAACGAUGAAGAUGAUGAGGAAUUUUUACAGCGAUACAGGAAGCAGCGAAUGGAGGAGAUGAGACAGCAGUUGUGCAGUGGGCAGCAGUUUAAACAGGUUUUUGAGAUCACCAGUGGCGAAGCGUUUUUGGACACAGUUGAUAAAGAGCAUAAGAGCACACUGAUCAUGAUCCAUAUUUAUGAAGAUGAUAUCCCUGGCACUGAAUCCCUGAACGGCUGUAUGAUCUGCCUGGCUGCUGAGUAUCCAACAGUUAAAUUUUGCAGAGUAAAGAGUUCGCUCAUUGGUGCUAGCACUCGCUUUACUAAUAAUGCUCUGCCAGCUUUGCUGAUCUAUAAGGCAGGUGAGCUCAUUGGCAAUUUUGUGCGAAUCACUGACCAGCUUGGAGAAGAUUUUUUUGCUGUAGACUUGGAGGCUUUUUUGCAGGAAUGUGGUUUGCUUCCAGAAAAAGACCUAGUGCUCCUGACUUCUAUACAUAAUCCAUCUGCAUGUUACAGCGAAGACAGUGAUCUGGAAAUAGACUGAACCACUUAUACCGAGGGGCCAGUAGGUGUAGUUGUACUGUGGAAUGUUCUUGUGCUAGGGAUUGUUCUCUUUCUUCCUUAGUGUGGGUAUGUAUUCUUCCCCUUCAUGCACUUUGACUUUUGCUCGUUAAAAAUAACAGAAGGAAUUCCUAACA